AUGGCUUCCAACCGGUCCCGCCGUAUUGCGAAGGAAAUCGCGGACAUCCAUUCGGACACACAUUCGCAGGUGACGGCGGAUCCUGUUGGCGAUGACGACGAUAUCACCCAUCUCCGGGGCUCGUUCAGGGGCCCGCCGGGGACACCCUACGAGGGCGGCACCUACUGGAUCGAUGUCCGGAUCCCGAACGAAUAUCCAUUCCGGCCUCCUAUCAUGAAGUUUGAGACCAAAGUCUGGCAUCCAAAUGUCAGCAGUCAAACGGGCGCUAUCUGCCUGGACACACUUUCCACUGCAUGGUCGCCCGUCCUCACCAUCAAGUCUGCUCUGCUCUCUCUGCAGUCACUACUCAGCACUCCAGAGCCGAAGGACCCACAGGACGCAGAGGUGGCCAACAUGCUGCUCCGCAAACCCAAGGAGUUUGAAAGAAGGGCCCGUGAAUGGGCGGUCACCUAUGCUGGCGCUCCCAAGAGGCAUAUUGGGGAAGGCAGCGGCGGCGCAACAGACGAGUCUCUCCGCCUGCAAGAGAUUAAGGACAAGGAGGAUCGGGAGCAAGAAGACCUGGCCAAGUAUGAGGGAUACAACAAGGACCUGAUCGACCGCUUUUGCAACAUGGGCUUCGACGUGGACCGCGUUGUCGCCGCCUUCAAGUACGUCGGCAUCGACCGGAUGAAUGGGGAGGACUACGAGCUAGAAGAGGCAUAUAUGGGGGAUAUCACCGCACGGCUGCUCGGGGAGCCAUGA
Penicilliopsis zonata CBS 506.65 is the source of this 741-nucleotide messenger RNA. RefSeq lists its product as hypothetical. The transcript is spliced from 3 exons. Gene Ontology annotation, molecular function: protein binding. The coding region runs from base 1 to 741 and encodes 246 amino acids. The record is from RefSeq and is a predicted model, not a curated record. NCBI's taxonomy places the organism in Eukaryota, Fungi, Ascomycota, Eurotiomycetes, Eurotiales, Aspergillaceae.